ACUCCAAACAAAACCAAGUCAAAACUAUAUUAUAUAUCCAAAUCCCAUUUCUCUUCUUUUAUCUUUCUCUCUAAUGGCUGCUUCAAGUUUCUCAUUUCCCACUUCUUCUUCAUUCAUGACCACUUCUUUCACCGACCUUCUUGCUUCUUCAGAUGAUUAUCCUAUUACCAAAGGACUUGGUGAUAGAAUUGCUGAGAGAACUGGUUCUGGAGUUCCUAAGUUCAAGUCUCUACCACCUCCUUCACUUCCUUUAUCUCCUCCUCCUUUUUCGCCUUCCUCUUACUUUGCUAUUCCUCCUGGUUUAAGUCCUACUGAACUCUUGGACUCACCUGUUCUCUUGUCAUCUUCAAACGUUCUUCCGUCUCCCACAACAGGGAGUUUUCCAGCUCAGGCUUUUAAUUGGAAGAGCAGCAGCAACAAUCAGGAUGUUAAACAGGAAGAAAAAAACUGCUCUGAUUUUUCCUUCCAGACACAAGUAGGGACAGCUGCAUCAAUAUCUCAAUCCCAAACUAGCCAUGUCUCUUUGGGGCAGCAAGCAUGGAAUUAUCAAGAGCCCACAAAGCAGGAUGGUCUAUCAUCCGAUCAAAAUGCUAAUGGAAGAUCUGAAUUCAACACUAUGCAGAGUUUUAUGCAGAAUAAUGAUCAUAGCAAUAGCGGGAACGGAUACAACCAGAGUAUAAGGGAGCAGAAAAGAUCAGAUGAUGGGUACAAUUGGAGAAAAUAUGGGCAGAAACAAGUAAAAGGUAGUGAAAAUCCAAGAAGUUACUACAAGUGUACAUACCCAAAUUGUCCCACCAAGAAGAAGGUUGAAAGAUCAUUAGAUGGCCAAAUUACUGAGAUUGUGUAUAAGGGUAAUCACAACCACCCAAAGCCUCAGGCUACCAGAAGAUCGUCGUCAUCCACAGCUUCAUCUGCAAUCCAAUCUUACAAUACACAAACCAACGAAAUCCCAGAUCAUCAAUCCUAUGGUUCAAAUGGUACAGGACAAAUCGAUUCAGUUGCAACACCUGAGAAUUCUUCUAUUUCAUUUGGGGAUGAUGAUCAUGAGCACACUUCUCAAAAGAGCAGGUCAAGAGGAGAUGAUCUUGAUGAAGAGGAACCAGACUCGAAAAGAUGGAAAAGAGAAAGCGAAAGUGAAGGUCUAUCUGCACUUGGGAGUAGGACAGUUAGAGAACCUAGAGUUGUAGUUCAAACUACAAGUGAUAUCGAUAUCCUAGAUGAUGGUUAUAGAUGGAGGAAGUAUGGUCAAAAAGUAGUGAAAGGAAAUCCUAAUCCCAGGAGCUACUACAAAUGCACAAGUCCAGGAUGUCCAGUAAGAAAACAUGUGGAAAGGGCAUCACAAGAUAUAAAGUCAGUGAUAACAACCUAUGAAGGGAAGCACAACCAUGACGUUCCGGCAGCUAGGGGCAGUGGAAACCACUCAAUUAAUCGACCUAUUGCCCCGACCAUUACGAACAACAAUAGUGCCAUGGCCAUAAGACCCUCCGUGACAUCUCAUCAGUCCAACUAUCAAGUUCCAAUGCAAAGUAUAAGGCCACAACAGUUUGAAAUGCGAGCACCCUUUACGCUAGAGAUGUUGCAGAAGCCUAAUAAUUAUGGUUUCUCAGGAUAUGCCAAUUCAGAGGAUUCAUACGAAAACCAACUUCAGGACAAUAAUGGGUUUUCUAGAGCUAAGAACGAACCUCGAGAUGACAUGUUUAUGGAGUCAUUGCUUUGCUGAGAUAUCUUGGUAAUGAAAGGAGCACAAGUCGAAGUUUAUGAAAUAAGAAACUUUUAACUGUUUGUUUUUUGCAUGAAGAAUAUGAUAGGAAGCAUUUUGAUUUCAUUUGUUAAUAGAUCACAUACUGUUUAUUUUUUUUGUGUGUACAUUUUGAACUAGGAAAGUUGUUUGUUGUAAAUUCAAUCAAAUGCAGUGUAGAAGUUCAUGAAAUUUUGAUUUCAGUUACCACUGUUACGGAGGGUGUAUUCUUUAGGAUAGGAAUGUAAAAGCCCCAACUCAUGACUAUAUGACACUGAUUCUUUCUAUCAGAUUUUCAAGUUUUAUGUAUUCAAGAAGAUUGUUGUCUUUCAAGAUGCUUGGUAAAAUUGAGAACAAAACGUCUUUCUAGCAGUUUCCUUUCGUUCGUUUAAA
This is a messenger RNA of Capsicum annuum, 2131 nucleotides long. Its product is annotated as probable WRKY transcription factor 25. Gene Ontology annotation, molecular function: sequence-specific DNA binding; DNA-binding transcription factor activity. The record is from RefSeq and is marked provisional. Lineage: Eukaryota; Viridiplantae; Streptophyta; Magnoliopsida; Solanales; Solanaceae. Gene Ontology annotation, biological process: regulation of DNA-templated transcription.